This is a messenger RNA of Microthlaspi erraticum, 1569 nucleotides long. The record is from the annotation of a GenBank genome assembly. Lineage: Eukaryota; Viridiplantae; Streptophyta; Magnoliopsida; Brassicales; Brassicaceae.
AUGGUCAACGGAAAAUGCUCUAAAUUCUUUCCCAAGAGUUACGUCGAGAACACUACGGUUGACAAAGAUGGAUAUCCUGUAUACAGGAGAAGAGAUACCGGAGCAUUUGUUGAGAAGAAUGGUUUCAAGUGUGACAACAGAUACGUGUCAGCACAGAGCAAUACGAACAAAGACAACGAUGAUCCUGAGAAGCCGAAGAAUGAGAUCAAAGAUUUUUUCGAUUGCAGAUAUGUCUCAGCCUCCGAGGCGGUUUGGCGGAUUCUUAAAUUUCCAAUGCACUGGAGAUCAACACCUGUUGAGAAGCUAGCUUUCCAUCUCGAAGGCAAACAACUCCUCUAUUUUAAAGCAGAUGAUGAUGUCCAAAAUAUUUUGAGUCGCAAAUCCGCUGAGAUCUCUCAAAUGAUCGCGUGGUUUAGAUUGAACGAGACAAAUGAGUUUGCAAGAACACUGACAUUUGCACAGAUCCCUAACUACUUCACUUACAACAAGAAAGAUCGGGAAUUUAGACCAAGGAAACAGGCGAAGAUCAGAACCUACCGAGGUGUCGUUUAUGAAAAGUUUAAGGAAGCAUGCUAUGCAAGAGGACUGCUAGAUGAUGAUGAGGUGUGGGUUGAUAGUAUCAAAAGUGCAAGCGAAUGGUGUUUCGGUGAUCAUCUUCGAAAUCUUUUUGCGGUUAUGCUUGCCAGUGAUUGCUUUACAACACCGGAGGAUGUUUGGGAAAGAACAUGGCACAUCCUAGCGGAAGACAUGGAGGAGAAGAAGAGGAUUGAAAAUGAAAAUCCAGCUCUUAUUCUGGACGAGAAACAGAAGAGGAAUUUCGUUCUUCAGGAGAUUCAAAUGGUGAUGUUAAGGAAUGGGACAUCGUUGUCUAAUUAUACAUCAAUGCCCCAACCACAGAAAGAUGACUUCGCCUAUUCAAAUCGAUUGUUAACUGACGAGCUAAGCUACGACAAAGACUUGCUGAAGGUUAAACAUGAUGAAUGGAUAAAGAUGAUGACUACCGAGCAGAAGGGUGUUUACGAUGAGAUCACUGGAGCGAGGGAGAUUGUUCUGAACGUUGCUUCUAGCGGGAUAGCUUCUUUGUUGUUAGAAGGUGGACGUACUGCUCAUUCAAGGUUUGCCAUUCCAAUAAAUCCUGAUGAUUUCACAAUGUGUAAAUUCGCACCAGGCUCCGAUCUUGGGAAUCUUGCUAAGCAAGCAUCGCUUAUUAUUUGGGAUGAAGCGCCUAUGAUGAGCAAGUAUUGUUUCGAGGCUCUGGAUAGGUCUUUACGAGACGUUAUUGGUAAUGUUGACAACAAGCCUUUUGUGGGGAAGGUUAUGUAUUUGGUGGUGAUUUCAGACAAGUUCUUCGUGAUUGUAAAUGCCGGUCGUGCGGAGAUUGUACUUGCUUCAUUGAAUUCUUCUUAUCUAUGGGAACAUUGCAAAGUAUUGAAGUUAACGAAGAAUAUGAGGCUGUUUAAUAGCAGUUUGAAUGCUGAAGAGGCCAAAGAAAUAAGUGAUUUCUCAGAUUGGUUGCUUGAUGUUGGAGAUGGGAAGCUUUCUGAGCCUAACGAUGGUGAGGCGAAAUAG